Molecule: messenger RNA, 4734 nt
Organism: Mesocestoides corti
Lineage: Eukaryota; Metazoa; Platyhelminthes; Cestoda; Cyclophyllidea; Mesocestoididae
Source: the annotation of a GenBank genome assembly
AUGGAACAUUCAUCGCGAACGCGUCGUGUCAACGAAAAAAAAAGUAGCAAGCUUGAAUUGUUAAAAAAAAUUCGUGAGGCUAAGUCUAGGGGCGAGCGCUAUAUUGUUGAAACAGAAGAAGAGCCUGUUUACGAAACAGUGGAUGAAAAUACAUACUCAAAAAUCGUCCAGGAACGCAUUGAGGAUGAUUGGAUUGUUGACGACGAUGGUUUUGGUUACGUUGAUGAUGGUCGUGAAAUUUUUGAUGAUCACGAUGGCGAUGUCGAUGAAAAUGAGCUCCAAGGAAAGGGUCACUGUGAUAGAACUGUUUCUAAAAAGAAGCGUUUUAACCGUGACAUUCGUCCGUCAGAGUCCAUUUCUGGUAAAGGUGGCUCUUCUAAGGACAUUCGUCGGAUGUUUUCUACUUCUACAUUGCACCACCAUAAACGAAAUGUGCAGGCAAUUGAUGCUGGCUCUCAGGAUGCUGCACUAGAUGAUUUGCUUGCAGAAUUGGAUACGGAAAUGCCAGCAGUUCCAGCGCCUAAAAGGUCAAGACGGGAGCAGUUACGAAAAAGUCUGCCGGAAAAGAAAGCUAUGCAGCCUCGUACUGCAUUCCAUCCUCAUCAUGACACACACGCAACGAAGUCACCGUUGUCAUCCACAAAUCCUUACUCUCUUAAAGCUAGGCGUAGAGAAACCGCGCCAUUGAAGAAAACACAUGUUGAACCGGGCCUCAUCGACGCCACCGGAUUAGAACCAGAAACCAAGCCUUACGUGGAGGUUAAAGGGCUCGAUGCAGAAACUGUGUGCUCUGCUGAGGAUCCACCAUUGGAAUAUCCUCACAGUGAUUUCAGGACUUCGGCCGCUACAACUUGGCUCAGCGAAGAGGGUGAUGACACACCUGCUAACCAAAUUGAUGUUAAUUAUUCCAUUACAAGCUGUGGUGGUGGUUCUGAAGGCCUACAGUUUUUCUGGGUCGAUGCGUAUGAAGAUUUGAAAAGCCAUCAAGGUGUGAUAUUUCUGUUCGGCAAAGUACCAUGUAAGGACGAUCCAUCCAGCUUCAAUAGUUGUUGCAUUCGCAUUAAAGACCUAGACCAUCGGGUCUUCUUUCUUCCUGAUCCUUCUAAGCCAACUACGAAGAAGUAUUGUUUUGAACAUGUCGAUGUGCCUAGCGAAACUGAAUACCUCGAAGUCCGCUAUUCUGCAAACUUUCCCUCUCUUCCUGCCAAUCUUUCUGGGCGGACAUUUUCACGUGUGUUUGGAUCCGCAGCCUCUUUUCUGGAAAACUUUAUUCUCGAUCUUCAUCUCCGUGGACCUUGUUGGCUGGAGCUCAAAGGAGCAACUCCACUGCAACCUCAACUGAGUUGGUGCAAAGUAGAUUACGAUUUCUCUUUCCAACAUCCCAAUAAAAUUGUGAAGCUUGCCGACGUCUUGAUGACUCGUGGAGACCUCAAAGCCCCUCCUGCCCCUCCCCUUCGCAUGGUCUCCCUCGAUGUUAAGUCGGUUGUGCGCAAAGAAACAUUGUCCUCUGAGAUUAUUGCUGUUGGCCUACUCGUUGAUAAUCACUUUCAUCUCGAUAAGCCUGCUGAAAAAAGAACUUUUCAAUCCCACUACCUUGUUCUCGCACCUCCGAAAGACUCUGUGUUGCCCUACGACCUCUCCAAACGUCUCCCAACAUGGGGCUCUCAGUACCAGCCUCCCUCCAGCAACUGCAGCGAUGGCGUCACUUUGUCAGGUGUUGACGUGGAGCCGAACGAACGUGCCCUUCUUGGUCGCCUUCUGACGCGUAUACACAAAUUGGACCCUGACCUGAUAAUCGGCCACGACCUCUGGGGCAAUCAACUUGACCUUCUCGUUCACCGGCUCAACUUCCACAAAGUCGCUCAUUGGCAUCGGAUUGGCCGGUUGAGGCGGUCUGCUCACUUUGCAGUUAACUUCAAUAGGGCUUGGUUCGUGCGACAUGCCUUGCCUGGUCGUCUAGUUUGCGACACACGCAUUUCUGCGCGGGAAUUAGUUCGUUCUCGCACUUACAACCUCAGCGAGUUAGCGUACCAGAUCCUCGGAGGCGAUGUCAGGUCUCGACGCCAAAUCCCCCUUGCUGUAUCGAACCAAUUCUCGUCGUCUCUGCCCUCGGACGAAAACUUGGAUGAGGCCCUUAUUUCUGGCAUAGAUCUGGAGGUUGACUCAGCUGACCUUCGUUGCUUGUUCACUUCAUCGUCUCUCGUUAAGGAGCUCAUUGAUUUUUGCCUGUCCGACUCAUUACUAGUGCUUCGAUUGGCUCAUCAAUUGCAGAUCAUCCCCCUGGCCCAUCAAAUAACAAGUAUUUGCGGCAACGUGAUAAGUCGAACCCUAGCUGGCGGUCGCUCGGAGCGGAAUGAUGCCCUUCUUUUGCAUGCCUUCACGGAACAGGGCUAUCUGGUGCCAGACGCACCACGCAGUUUUGUGGGUGGAAAGAAGGCAGCCAGGGAUGCACCUGAAGAACUCGACCAGGACGGCAGUGAACGUGUGCAAGGCAGAAGGAAGCCGGCCUAUGCGGGCGGUUUGGUCCUCGAGCCCAAAAUCGGUUUCUACGAUACGUACAUCUUACUCUUGGAUUUCAACUCACUUUACCCGUCUAUAAUCCAGGAAUUUAAUCUCUGUUUUACGACAAUGGAGCGCUCUUUUUUCGCUGCCAAGGAUCCGGAUGAUUCAAACACGGUAAUCAACUUCUUUGCACUUGUAUUGUUAUUCCUAUUUAAUAUUGCCACUUUUCUUAUUCACAUUCCGACCGACAACGAAGAUAUGUACAUCUCAGCCUUAAUAGCUAGUGUAACCCAGGUUGGCGAUGUUGCCUCUGUCACUCGCGAUCAACAGCAUCGCCUUCCAACCAGCCAGGCCCCUGGAAUUCUCCCCUCGGAGGUUCGGCGCCUCGUGGAAAGUCGGAAAGAAGUGAAGAAGUUAAUUGCGUCCGCUUCUGGCGACGCGUCCCUCAAAGUCGCUCAGUGGAAUAUUCGCCAGCAGGCCCUAAAGAUCACUGCGAACUCGGUCUACGGUUGUUUGGGCUUCAGUGCGUCACGUUUCUGUGCUCGUGGUUUAGCUGCCUUGGUGACCGGUCUGGGCCGUGCGCUCCUCGUCAACACGAAGGAGUUGGUUGAGAAUAUGAAACUUGACGUAAUUUAUGGUGAUACCGAUUCCAUAAUGGUGAACACCAACUCCACCGACCUUCUCUCCGCUCUUGCCAUCGGUGAGAAGGUGAAGCACGAUGUGAACAAGCGCUACCGCCUAGUUGAGCUGGACACUGACGGCGUCUUUGCGGCCAUGCUUUUGUUGGCCAAGAAGAAGUACGCCGCACUGUCAAUCACUCGUCCCUUCGAGUAUGCCGAGGUCCUCCGUGCGCGUCCGGAGUUGGCCCUUCAACCGCCACCGGCCAAGGCCGAAUUUAAGGGUCUUGAUAUUGUGCGUCGUGACUGGUGUAGAUUGGCAGCGGAAGUGGGCAAAUUUUGUGUCAACACCCUUCUCUCGGGCAGGAACAGCUCAGAGAAGGUUGUUGAACAGAUCCACGAGCACUUGAGGGCUGUGGCGAGGCAGGUCCGGGAAGGCAGUCUGCCGAAAACUGAUUUUGUCAUCACUAAGAUGUUGACCAAGAACCCAGAGGACUACCCCGACGCCAAGUCACAGCCACACGUCCAGGUGGCGCUGCGUUUCAACCAGCAGGUGGGCGCCGACGGAGGUCACCGGUUCAGAGCUGGAGACACUGUGGAGUACGUGAUUUGCGACGACGGAACGAACCGGUCGUCCGUGCAAAGGGCCUACUCCCCAGCGGAAUUAACAGGAACAGUUCAAGUUGUUAAGAAGGUCGAAGAAGGCGAACAGAAUCCAUCGCCUUGUGUUGGGCUGGCAAUUGAUGUUCACUACUACCUGGCAAAUCAAAUCCACCCUGUCGUUUCGCGUCUCGUUGCCCCAAUCGAAGGCACAUCGCCUGCCCAUAUUGCUGACUGUUUGGGUCUCGACUCCGCCUCUUACCGACGCACAAUGGCAGCUGCUGCAUCCGCCGGUGACGAACAUGGCCUAGGGGAGGCAAGUGGCUAUUCAUAUUGUAACAUUUAUUUUAAUGCAAACGAUGGUUUUAUGUUCUCGGGCAAUUUUUUGAAUGACGCGGAUCCUCUACAGAUAGUCUGUCCUUUACGCUAUGUGGAGGCGAAAAAGUGCUCAGGAAAGGCAGCCAUUCGUACAUCCCCCUUCACACAAUCCGGUCUUGCUAAUUGGGUUUGCCCCGAAUGUAACGAGGGCCUGUUGAACACUGCCAGCCACGCUGUUGCUGUGGUAAACCAGCUGGUACUGCAGGCACGGGAGCACAUCACAGCCUACGAAUGCGGUGUCAUGAUGUGCGAGGACCCCGCCUGCGCCCUGCCAACCCGCGCCCUCUUCUGCCCCCCAUCCGGCGGUGGGUCCGAGGCGUGUCUGUGGACCGCUGCCGGCCACCCCUUGUGUCCCGCUUGCGGCUCCGGCCACAGCAUUCUGCGAACUAAAUACUCAGAAAUACAGCUCUAUCGACAGCUCAUUUUCUACAGACACCUGCUUGAGGAUUUCAAACUAGAUGAUAAAAAGAAUCUAAAUGAUAUGCCCUCCAAUUUGUCGCCAGCGGUGCGUGAUAUUCUUGACUCGGGCCUUAAACACAUCCGUCGCUUUUUAUCGCAGUCAGCCUUUGCUGUCGUUGACCUGGGCCAGAUCUUCGCUGGACUCCGCACCACUCAAGGGACACUCGGCUCCCGUUGA